Molecule: messenger RNA, 1157 nt
Organism: Eublepharis macularius
Lineage: Eukaryota; Metazoa; Chordata; Lepidosauria; Squamata; Eublepharidae
Gene: PAXX
Product: PAXX non-homologous end joining factor
Exons: 7
Coding region: 470-1087 (205 amino acids)
Biological process (GO): double-strand break repair via nonhomologous end joining
Cellular component (GO): nucleus; site of double-strand break; nonhomologous end joining complex
Molecular function (GO): molecular adaptor activity
Source: RefSeq, a predicted model, not a curated record
CUCCCUUUACGCGACAGAAAAUCACCUUUUUGCAAAGGACUGGGAAGCGGGGAGAGGCAUCCGAGGUGCGAGUUGAAUCCAGAUUUACGCACUUUCUAGCAGCAAGGAUAGAAAACCCCUUUGUUUUAAAACUGCAACCUAUGCCACGCAAUCCUACGCCUGUCUACUCGGAAGUAAAGUCCCACUAAAUUGUGGGACUUAUUCCCAGGUAAGUGCCGGAAGAGGAUUGCUGCUGCUGCUGCUGCAGCCUUUCAUCUGAUUUCCUUCCCGCCCAAGUCCCGUCUGAGACGCAGCUUUAGCUAAGAGGUAGAACUGGUUUAAACGUGGCCGAUUCUUUUUAAAACGAGGCGAGAAGGGAAAAGGCAAAGGAGAAAACCAGCUGCUGUCGCCGCCGCUUCCCCUUUAAGGAUCGGAGCUGCAAAUCCGGCUCCUCCCUCCCCAAAGAGAUCGAACUGCCUGAAGUCUACUGAUGGCUCUAACCGGGAACUUUCGGGUCGUGCAUCACGAAGGACAGCGUUUCCUCUGCUUUUACAGUGAAAACAGCGUCCCCAAGCUCCAUGUCACAAAUGUUUGUGAGUUCUGGAGCUGCGAUGUUGCUUUGGACAAGCUGGACAGACAGGUAUCUCGGGAUGGGCUGAAUUCUUCAUCCGAUGACUGCAUUGCUAAACUCAGAGAAGCCUUUGAGUACCAGACUCCUACCCUCACCAUACAUAACAGCAAGGCCAUCUUGCAGUUCCAUGAUGACGGACAAACUUUGACAUUUGACUUGUUUAAAGUACCUCUCUCUGAAGCAAGGGAUCAAGCCCGGGAUCUGGUUUUUGGCUUAGUGGAGCGGGUGCAGACGCUGGAAAAACAUCUCAAAGAGGGUGCUUUGGCCACUGCUGCUCCUUUGUCCAUUGAUAGCCCUGAGAAGAACAUGCUGAAAAGCCAGUCUCUCUUCGCUCCAGAAUUGAGUCCACCCAAAGUCUGGGGUAGAGCUGGCCCAGGGCAAGCAGCAAGUAAAAAGAGGAUGCCUGGAGAGUCCCUCAUUAACCCUGGAUUCAAAAGUAAAAAGCUACCAGCAGGGGUCGAUUUUGAAGAAGUCUGAGUAUGCCCUACAUCAGCCAAGACAAAUUUGCAAGGCCACAUCACAGAUGUUUUAACAAGAUAUUUUAAAG